CUUUCUGUUUGCAGGGGGCAGCACUGAAAUACUUGCCGACCAUCGUCAACGAUGUGAAGUUGGUAUUUGAUCCCAAGGAACUCAGCAAAAUGUUCACUGAAUUCAUUCUGAAUGUCCCCACGGGCUUGCUGACCAUCCAGAAACUUCACUGCUUGAUCGAAAUAGUUCACAGCGACCUCUUCACACAGCACGACUGCAGAGAGAUUCUGCUCCCCAUGAUGACUGACCAACUCAAGCACCACCUGGAGAGGCAGGAGGACCUGGAGGCCUGCUGCCAGCUGCUCAGCGACAUCCUGGAGGUGCUUUACCAGAAGGACGUGGGGCCAACUCAGAGGCACAUCCAGAUCAUCAUGGAGAAACUUCUCAGGACAGUGAACCGGACGGUCAUUUCCAUGGGGCGGGAUUCCGAACUCAUUGGGAACUUCGUGGCUUGCAUGACAGCUAUUUUACGGCAGAUGGAAGACUACCAUUAUGCCCACCUGAUCAAGACCUUUGGGAAGAUGAGGACAGAUGUUGUGGAUUUUCUGAUGGAAACAUUCAUCAUGUUUAAGAACCUCAUUGGGAAGAAUGUCUACCCGUUCGACUGGGUGAUAAUGAACAUGGUGCAAAACAAAGUCUUCCUGCGUGCGAUUAAUCAGUAUGCAGAUAUGCUGAACAAGAAAUUUCUGGAUCAAGCCAACUUUGAGCUACAGCUCUGGAACAACUACUUCCACCUGGCCGUGGCUUUCCUCACCCAGGAGUCCCUGCAACUGGAGAAUUUUUCAAGUGCUAAGAGAGCCAAAAUCCUUAACAAGUAUGGAGACAUGAGGAGGCAGAUUGGCUUCGAGAUCAGAGACAUGUGGUACAAUCUGGGUCAACACAAGAUCAAGUUCAUCCCAGAGAUGGUCGGCCCAAUAUUGGAAAUGACCCUGAUUCCUGAGACAGAACUGCGCAAAGCCACAAUCCCUAUCUUCUUUGACAUGAUGCAAUGUGAAUUCCACUCCACCCGCAGCUUCCAAAUGUUUGAAAAUGAGAUCAUCACCAAGCUGGAUCAUGAAGUAGAAGGAGGUGGAGGGGACGAGCAGUACAAAGUGUUAUUUGAUAAAAUCCUCCUGGAGCACUGCAGGAAGCAUAAAUACCUCGCCAAGACAGGAGAAACUUUUGUGAAACUUGUGGUGCGGCUGAUGGAGAGGCUUCUAGAUUACAGAACCAUCAUGCAUGACGAAAACAAAGAAAACCGCAUGAGCUGUACAGUCAACGUGCUGAAUUUCUACAAAGAAAUUGAAAGAGAAGAGAUGUACAUAAGGUACCUGUACAAGCUCUGCGACCUGCACAAAGAAUGCGACAACUACACAGAGGCGGCUUACACCCUGCUCCUCCACGCCAAGCUGCUCAAGUGGUCAGAGGAUGUGUGUGCGGCCCACCUCACUCAGCGGGACGGAUUCCAGGCAACCACGCAGGGGCAGCUGAAAGAGCAGCUCUACCAGGAGAUCAUCCACUACUUUGACAAGGGCAAGAUGUGGGAGGAGGCCAUCGCCUUGGGCAAGGAGCUUGCAGAACAGUAUGAAACGGAAAUGUUUGAUUAUGAACAGCUCAGCGAAUUGCUGAAAAAACAGGCACAAUUUUAUGAAAACAUUGUCAAGGUGAUAAGACCCAAGCCUGACUAUUUUGCUGUUGGCUACUACGGGCAAGGAUUCCCCUCGUUCCUCCGGGGAAAAGUGUUCAUUUACCGGGGCAAAGAGUAUGAACGACGGGAAGAUUUUGAAGCCCGGCUAUUGACUCAGUUUCCAAACGCUGAAAAAAUGAAGACAACAUCUCCACCAGGCGACGAUAUUAAGACUUCUCCUGGCCAGUACAUCCAGUGCUUCACUGUGAGGCCCAAGCUUGAUUUGCCUCCUAGAUUUCACCGGCCGGUGUCGGAACAGAUCGUAAGUUUUUACAGGGUGAAUGAGGUCCAGCGGUUUGAAUAUUCUCGGCCUAUCCGGAAAGGAGAGAAAAACCCAGACAAUGAAUUUGCGAACAUGUGGAUUGAGAGAACCAUCUAUACCACGGCCUAUAAACUGCCAGGAAUUUUAAGAUGGUUUGAGGUCAAAUCUGUCUUCAUGGUAGAGAUCAGCCCACUGGAGAACGCCAUUGAGACCAUGCAGCUGACAAACGACAAGAUCAGCAGCAUGGUCCAGCAGCACCUGGAUGACCCGGGCCUGCCCAUCAAUCCCCUGUCCAUGCUCCUGAAUGGCAUCGUGGACCCAGCUGUCAUGGGUGGCUUUGCCAAUUAUGAAAAGGCCUUCUUCACAGACCGCUACCUACAGGAGCACCCUGAGGCCCAUGGACAGAUUGAGAAGCUCAAGGACCUGAUAGCCUGGCAGAUUCCAUUUCUGGCUGAAGGGAUCAGGAUCCAUGGGGACAAAAUCACCGAGGCCCUGAGGCCUUUCCAUGAGCGCAUGGAAGCCUGCUUUAGGCAGCUGAAGGAAAAAGUAGAGAAACAGUACGGCGUCAGGACCAUGCCCUCAGGCCUGGACGACAGGAGAGGCAGCCGUCCCCGCUCCAUGGUGCGGUCCUUCACCAUGCCAUCAUCGUCCCGGCCUCUGUCUGUGGCUUCCGUCUCUUCCCUCUCCUCCGAUAGCACCCCUUCCAGGCCAGGCUCCGAUGGGUUUGCUCUGGAGCCUCUUCUGCCAAGGAAAACGCACUCCAGGUCCCAGGACAAGUUGGACAAGGAUGACCCAGACAAGGAGAAGAAGGAGAAGAAGAAGGAGAAAAGGAACAGCAGACAGCAGGACAUGUUUGAGAAGGAAUUCAAGCCUGCUGACAGUUCCCUGCAGCAGUCAGAGGCCGUGAUCCUUUCAGAAACGAUAAGUCCCCUGCGGCCCCAGAGACCCAAGAGUCAGGUGAUCAACGUCAUCGGAAGUGAAAGGCGCUUGUCUGUGUCUCCAACGUCACCGUCCUCCCAGCAGACACCCCCACCAGUCACACCAAGGGCCAAGCUCAGCUUCAGCCUUCAGUCCGGUCUGGAGCUAAACGGCAGCAUGGCUGGGGGCGAUGCAGCCGAUGUCCCACCCCCUUUGCCCCUCAAAGGCAACAUGACAGAUUAUGGUAAUCUAAUGGAAAGCCAGGAUUUGAUGGGCUCAUCCACGCCUCCGCCGCCUCCUCCCCACCAGAGGCAUCUGCCGCCUCCACUGCCCAGCAAAACACCACCUCCUCCCCCUCCGAAGACAACCCGCAAGCAGACCUCAGUGGACUCCGGGAUUGUGCAGUGAGCAUGCUCGGAGGAAUACACUGUCCUUCCUCCCUGUGCAUCUUCUGUGCCUGCAGAUUACCUCCGUGGGCCUGGGACGUCUCACCUUAGUGCAAUGGCCUUUCCUGAGGAGUCCUGUGUAGCCACGGAGCAAGAAUUCACGGACACCAGUGGGAAUAUAGGAAGUGCGUGCUCUGUAUUUUUUUUUACUGGGGCCCCAACAUGUCAGUCAGAGAGGGAUGAGGCCAACCCCUUCCCCCAAAGAAGCUGUGCAGUAACUGUGUAAGGAUCCUCACCUUCUCUCCCCAGACCAGACUCUAGUCCCCUCCAGGGCUGACUGCUCAACUCCAUCCUUGCUGAAUCUGCUGUGUGACUUUGUAUGGGUUCAGUAUAACCUCAACUGACAAUAGGACCCAAGUUCAGCACUUCAGAAAAGUUCCUAGUUUUCCUUGGCAUAAUUUAAAAUAGGAUAUUUCUUAGCUACUGAACAGCUACUAAUUUAUGGAAUAGAAACAUCAUUAAGAAUCCUGGAUCAAAUGGAAAAUAGAGACAAGCACAGGAAGAUGUAUUUUCAUUCUGUUUUCUUUAAUGACUACAUAGUCCACAAGGGGUGGUUUAAUCGGGUGAUUGCUCUGUUCUCAGUCUGUACAGAAGUUUGUAUAUAUGACGUUUCUCAGAACUCACCUUAGUGUUUGUGGCCCUGAUGUUUAUUAUAGUGGCCCUCUGAAAAUGAUCUUCAAUAUGUGUUCUUAAUUUUUAACUGCUGGAAAUGUGUUUAAAAAAAUAAAACAUCCGGGCGUGGUGCCACUCGCCGUUAGUCCCAGCACUCGGGAGGCAGAGGCAGGUGGAUCUCUGUGAGUUCGAGGCCAGCCUGGUCUACAUUAUGAGUUCAGGCCAGCUGGAACUACAGGGAGACCCCGCAUCAAAAAAAAAAAAGAAAAAAAAUCCCACAAAUUAAAUUUGUUUUCCCAGGUCUUGACAAUGUUGAUGGACAGUGAUUUUUUUUUUAAACUAACUUUGUAUAACCUAAUAUUUUAUUCUAUCAUCUAUAUUUUUUUAUUUACUGUGAUCAUGAUUCUGCCCUAAGAGGCUUCAAAGUUAAUCACUGACAAUGAAAAAUAAAUGUCAUUUAAACGGC
Messenger RNA from Nannospalax galili (Upper Galilee mountains blind mole rat), 4349 nucleotides. RefSeq names its product dedicator of cytokinesis protein 1. Bases 90 to 3233 code for a protein of 1047 amino acids. Lineage: Eukaryota; Metazoa; Chordata; Mammalia; Rodentia; Spalacidae. Gene Ontology annotation, cellular component: cytoplasm; plasma membrane. Gene Ontology annotation, molecular function: small GTPase binding; guanyl-nucleotide exchange factor activity. Gene Ontology annotation, biological process: cell migration; small GTPase-mediated signal transduction. The transcript has 29 exons. The record is from RefSeq and is a predicted model, not a curated record.